This is a messenger RNA of Patella vulgata (common limpet), 3038 nucleotides long. RefSeq names its product short transient receptor potential channel 7. The transcript is spliced from 16 exons. Gene Ontology annotation, biological process: calcium ion transmembrane transport; manganese ion transport; regulation of cytosolic calcium ion concentration. NCBI's taxonomy places the organism in Eukaryota, Metazoa, Mollusca, Gastropoda, Patellidae. The record is from RefSeq and is a predicted model, not a curated record. Gene Ontology annotation, molecular function: protein binding; inositol 1,4,5 trisphosphate binding; store-operated calcium channel activity. The coding region runs from base 150 to 2918 and encodes 922 amino acids. Gene Ontology annotation, cellular component: cation channel complex; membrane.
UGUUCAUUACAAUAGUUUUUUUGGAUAUUUUACAUAUUUCACUUUCCCUCGGAUACAUGGCAAAAUUAUUCCACUCAUGUUUUCUAGUGUUGUGCUCACUUUAAGAGGAAACUGAUACUUCAUUUAUGGACGUUUAAUUGGCCGUAGAUAUGCCGAUGAGUGGAAGGAACAAAGUUUGGAGAAGACGAAAUGGAUCCCAUCGCUACAGCUUUAUGUCAAAUGCCAGUCAGGAGUCACUGAAAACGUUUGCUGAUGCAGAAGAAGAAUUUCUCCAUGCGGCGGAAUUUGGUGACAUACCGGGGGUAAAACGGUUGUUAAAUGAGUUCCCCGAUUUAAAUAUAGAUUGCAUUGAUGCACUCGGGCGGACAGCUCUCCGACUUGCUGUUAAAAAUGAACAUUUGGAGGUGGUUGAACAUCUGUUGGAUCGAUCCAGUCAGCAUCAUAUAUAUGAAGCGGUACUUCAGGCCAUCAGCGCUGGACAUGUCCAGAUUGCUGAGACAAUCCUUAAACAUCGACGUUAUCUUGAAAUGUGGAGAGAAAGACGAAAAAUGGGUGAUACGGAUGGUUUCUUCAAAACAGUGAAUUUAGCAGAGUCACAGUUUUCACCGGAUAUUACCCCCCUUAUCCUAGCUUCACAAAAAAAUCAGUACGAAAUUGUUCAGCUACUACUUUUACGUGGGGAAUUGAUUCAGAAACCGCACAAGUUUACAUGUUCGUGUCAAGAAUGUCGGAAUAAAACAAAGUUUGACCAGUUGAGGUUGGCCAAAUAUAGACUGAACGCUUAUCGUGGGCUGGCAAGCGAGGCCUAUCUCUCCCUGUCCAGUAAAGACCCUAUUCUGUCAGCAUUUGAACUUGCUGAAGAAUUACGAAAAUUAUCCAAAAUAGAGAAACAUUUCAAGAAAGAAUACAAGGAGCUAGCAGAGCAGUUAAGUGAGUAUGUUGUGAAGUUAUUAGACAGAAUUAGAACCCAAGAAGAACUGGAAAUGGUAUUAAAUAAAACUGGUCGAAGUAAUCAGGAGAAAUAUGAGAGCUUAGCCAGAUUUAAACUAGCAUUAUGCUAUCACGAAAAGGGAUUUGUAUCCCACCCUAGUUGUCAACAGAGAUUGGUUAAACUAUGGUAUACUGGUAUGGGACGAUGGGAGAGAAAUGGAUGGCCUCAACGAAUAUUAUUCGUCUUUUUAUUGAUUCUGUGUUACCCGUUUUUAAUCAUAACUUAUUUAAUUGCACCAAAUUGCAAGUUUGUUAAAGUGUUGAAGUAUCCAUUCGUCAAAUUUGUUGGCCAGUCUUUGUCGUUUUUCCUAUUUUUAAUGUUAAUUAUAUCCUCGGCUUUCGAGUCGUCACAGGGAGUAUCUAAAUAUAGAACUUACAAGUCAACAUUUCCAUCGGAUCAUGUUAAAUAUGAAAUGGUUAUCAACGCUACCGGUUCCAGGCCUUUUGGAGAUGAUUUUCCUUUGAGAACAGAGCUGCCUUCAGUACCAACAAUACUGAUGAGUUUGUGGGUCCUAGGAUUUAUGUUUCAAGAAUGUAGUCAGAUUUAUCAGAACGGUCUAUUGGACUAUAUAACAUCAUAUUAUAAUAUAAUGGAUUUUGGUCUAAUCUCAGCUUAUACAGCAACUUUUACACUUCGAUUCUUGUCUAUGUAUAAGUUUUGGAGCGCUCAACGUGAAAUAGAACAAUCAACCUCCCUUGAUCCUGACAAAGCUUUUUAUACAAUUUAUUGGUUAAAUGCCGAUCGAUUUUACUGGGAUGCAUUUGAUCCAAUCAACCUAUCGGAGGGUCUGUUUGCUAUUGCUAACAUCUUAAGCUUUGCCAGAAUUAGUUACCUUUUACCAGCUAACGAAAGUCUUGGACCUCUACAGAUAUCACUUGGACGAAUGUUAAAUGACAUUGCUAAAUUCAUCACUCUUUUCGUAUUCGUAAUGGUUGCUUUUAUGAUUGGUCUACACAACCUAUUUUGGUACUACAGUAAUCACGAAAAUCUGGAGAUUGAAAAUAGGAAUAUGACAAUUAAUGCCAAACAAAGUUUUGGAGAUGUUAUGGCGACAUUUAGAACAGUAUUUUGGUCUUUAUUUGGACGAGGUGAACCAGAUGCUGUUCGAUUAGGUGAAUAUAAUAAUAAUGUGACAGAAGACAUUGGUUAUAUUAUAUAUGGGGCCUAUAACGCAACAUCGGUGACAGUUCUACUGAAUAUGUUGAUCGCCAUGAUGACCAGAUCAUUUCAAACAAUAGCAGAAGACUCUGAUGCAGAAUGGAAGUUUUCUAGGAGUAUGUUAUAUAUGGAAUAUAUCGGUGAUUCGGCUGUGUUACCAGUGCCUUUUAAUGUAAUUUUAGCCCCUAAGGAGAUAGUUAAAACUUUAUUUUGUUCUUGUUGCCAUAAUUCAGAUGACGAUGUAGUCACGGCUAAGCCGGGUAAAAAUCGUCUGGUUGAAGAGUCGACGGGAACCACCGGGGCAGCAAAUCUAGCAUACGACAGCGUUGCUGUUGAGAUGACAGAAACAAACGGGUCACAAUCGACCGAACGAAAAUUGCCGAUGUCAUCUUCAAUUAACGAGGAGCCAGAGCUCGAUGAAAAAAUAACUUACACGAAAGUUAUGCAAAGAAUUAUCCAAAGAUAUAUAUUCGACAUUCAGAGAGAAGCGGAAGUGACCGAAGAUGACUUCGAAGAAAUAAAGCAAGACAUUUCUAGUUUCCGGUACGAGAUUCUAAAUCAAUGGCGAACAAAGGAAGUCGUUCAAUCUGAGAUGGCGAACAACCUGGUCGCCAUGAAGAAGCACAUUGAAAGUUUACACAGUGAAUUAAGUGGUCGAAGUGGAUCCAGAGAAGGCCAACAAAAAGAACCAACUAAAGCCUCGGUCGUGUGUCCGAUCGCGACACCGGAGGACAUCGAGACUUUGGUAAAAGAUAAAAAGAAAAAUUGAAGAAAGUUGAGUGAUCGUUUUUUGAGGCCUUGAUAAAUAUAACGUGUGGAUUUUUAUAAUGGUUGAUGUUUUUGUACGGGAUUGUCAGAUCUUAUUCUUAUUAUAAAUAUAUAUAUUUAA